Polychytrium aggregatum is the source of this 744-nucleotide messenger RNA. RefSeq lists its product as uncharacterized. The record is from RefSeq and is a predicted model, not a curated record. Bases 32 to 631 code for a protein of 199 amino acids. Lineage: Eukaryota; Fungi; Chytridiomycota; Chytridiomycetes; Polychytriales. The transcript has a single exon.
CAGCCGCGAUGCGUGGCUGCUGUGUCUUGCCAUGGGCCUGUGGGAGUCGUCGCCCGUCGCGAGCCGGUCCAGGCCCAGCAGCUCGGGUGUGUCCGCGCGGUCGCCGCUUUCGUCCUGCCGCUUUCGUCCUGCCGCUUGGUCGUUCGCUUUGUCAUUCGCUGCAUCUGCGCGCCUGGCUCGAUCUCCUCGCUGCAUCCUCUGGUCCCAGUCGUGGGGGAAUGGGCUGGUGCGUCGCCAGCCAGUCCUCCGAUCGAUGUUUCAUUUCCACAUGAUUGCCAGCCGCCUGUCCUUGUCUGGGCUUGACACCCUUGCCAGCCCCGUUGUGCCUCGGGCUCUUGUUCCUUUGGUUGUCGUCGUGCCAGCCGCCUGCGUCCGCCCGUCCUGGCCUCGGUCAUCCUCGAUCAUCCUGUCCCGUCUGCCCAGGCUUGACGGUCCUUUGAGGUGCGCUGCACAGCUCGGUCGACAUUCGCCACAGCUCGAUCGACACAUUCGCCACAGCCGACACGCCCAAUCAACUCGGAAGAGGCUGCAACUCACCACACGCAUUGCACAUCAGCUCGUUCUGUCGGCCUCGUCUCCACAGCGGCGUCGUAUCGGUUCCGCAGUUGGUACAGAGUGGCUUGGCCUUUGAUCUGCCUUGCUUGGGCGUGGAUCGCUGGCUCUCUCUGCUAUUCGACUCAACUUGAGGAUCUGCGGAUGAAGCACAUCAGCACUGCGCGGAGGUCGGCCUUGCCUGAUUUUGCA